Molecule: messenger RNA, 2450 nt
Organism: Chiloscyllium plagiosum (whitespotted bambooshark)
Lineage: Eukaryota; Metazoa; Chordata; Chondrichthyes; Orectolobiformes; Hemiscylliidae
Source: RefSeq, a predicted model, not a curated record
UUCCCUCCUCACUCUGGUAGUGGAAGGGUUGCUUCAGGACGGUGCUAGAUCAAGGCGGAGGCAAUCCACCUCAUGGAUUAGGAGCGAUGGAGGAAGGACGAACUUUUAUGAAUGAGUAAAGCGUUACUGUUUAAUCAAUACAUCGCACCAACCUUCGUGGACGGUUUUUCCCCUCAUUUUAAAUUUCCCGCCAGUGCCCGCAAAACAGCGCAGGCGCAAGCCGCUUUGCGCAGCCUCGGUGAGUUUGGAGCGUGCGGCGUGUCGUCACAGGGGAGGUAGUGUGACGGUUCAGCGGCUGUGGAGUGUUCGUCGGUGGCUCGGCGGAUUGAGUGGCUCACCGUGAAGGACAGGGCCGGGGCUGGCUUAGCGUCGCCUCGAAACCAUGGCAAACUACACGCACACCACCAACAUCAUGGACCUAGCGGGUCUGCAAGACCUUAGGAAACACUCUGUCAUCGAACCUAGAAUCACUAUCAAAGAGUUAACAAUUAACUUCAAUGAUAUCAUAGAAGGAAAGGAUGAGUGGAGUGUACAAGACAAAAUUUCUCAAAAGGUUUUACGCAAAUUGCUGGACCAUAUUGUGUUACGGUCAUUUAUCAUUGCACUACUUAUUGGAAGUUGUAUUGCCAUCAGUUGUCAGACAGACCCUGCCAUCUUGGAGAGCUACGCCAUGUUCUUUGCAAUAUUUGAACAAAUAUUGGUGACUAUCUUUCUCUGGGAAAUGUUGCUGAAAUGGUACUAUGGAUUCUGGAUAUUCUGGAAGGAUGGUUGGAACAUUGCAGAUUUCUUCGUCACAUCCGCCUUAUUCAUAGGUUCCACUGCGUCAUUCACGAGGAAUCAUGAGCUCUUUUAUGUAUUGAGAGUACUGAGAGCUCUGCGAAUGGUGCGGAGUUUAGCUGCGAUCCAGGGUCUGGCCAUUAUGGUGCAGGUAAUCAUCCAGUCAGUUUCCGACAUGGCCAAUGUUAUCUUCCUGCUCAUCCUGAUCACAUUGGUAUUCGCUGUGUUUGGGGUGAUCAUAUUUAGCACUGCAGUUCCAGAAUCAUUUGGGAGUUUGGAGAAAGCUAUGUACUCGCUGUUCAUCUGCAUCACACAAGAUGGAUGGGUGCAAAUUUAUGAACAAUUUGUGCAAAAGGAUGGAGCAACAAUGUACUGGGGUGCACUGUACCUUUUCAUCUUCAUCAUUGGAGCAUCUUUUAUCUUUGCAAACAUCAUGGUUGCCGCAGUGACUUCAAACCUGGAGCAAGCAAUGAUAGAGCAAGAGGAGAAGAGGCAUACUUUGACUGACGAUACAUCUCUAAUGCCUGAGUUGAAAGAUGAGGGCGAAUCAGGCCCUAGGAUGCCCUUGAUCCAUGUGCAAGACUGUAUUAGGCACAUCAUCAUGGCUCACAAACAGCAACCAAUGAAGUACAGCUCUCUGGAAAAUCUCAAUCUCACAACAUACGAGGAAUUCUGUCUAGUGCUUGAAGCUAUCCAGAGGAACAUCAUGCACUAUAAGCAGAUUCGCCUUGAGCUGAAUAGCAUUGUAAAAGAGCUACGUGAUAUUUUAUUUAACCGUGAGCAACAGAAGCAGAUUAUGCAUCAUGAGAAAAGGAUACUGGAUGUGACUGAGGCUCUACUCACCAAUGAUAUGCCAACAUUCAAAAAGAAGGAAAUGCUCAGCCAUUUGUUGGGAAUGGAAAAGGUGCGAAAGGCAAACAACAGCAAUACGGGCAGCAGUCUAUACUCAAGAGCAUCAGACAUUCCACAGUCUUCAUCACAUAUUAUAAGGCAUGUGUCUGAUAACUAGUUACUAGGCAUCAAACUCAAUGCACCAUUUGUUAUACAAACUUGGCACUGCAAUGUUGAGGAACAGUUCAAUGUCAUUAUGAAGAUAUCAUUCCCAGGGCAGAAGUGAAUGUGGUCUGAGUAGAUUGGAAGCAUUCAUUUGGCUGGAAUGUAAAGGUAACUCCAGUCAGGAUCUCUUUGUAAGGUGAUGGAUUGCAGGAUGGUUGGAAUGACUCAAGUUCCUUCCAAGCCCACAAGAGCAGUGCACAAGCCAGUGUUCUGUAAUGACAUCUGGUUCUGAUUGUAUUGGUCUUUGUCUCCUGUUCUUCCUGAAUCAUUUCUUCACAGACAAAAAGGAAGGUUAGUUCUGCUAUCAAGCUGACAAGAAUCUACUAACAGGAACAUUGCACUCAGUAGAAAUGGAAACUUGGGGAAGAUGUUGUACACAUUUCUACUGGUGCCAGCAUCUAGCAGAAUCUAUGUCAUACUUAUACCCCAGCCGUACAGCUGCAGAUCAGCUUAUUCUGGCCCAGUUCCCAGGUUUGGGCAUCAUGCUUUGAUAAGCAGAGAGGUGUAAAAUUGCACACAAGUUGUGUAGUACCAGGUGAAAGUUUCUAUCCUGUACUGCACUAAGAGUGCAUAAUUAUGCUUUAUUGUAAAUCAGAUAGAUGUGAAAAUUAAAAAUA